Molecule: messenger RNA, 1293 nt
Organism: Schizophyllum commune H4-8
Lineage: Eukaryota; Fungi; Basidiomycota; Agaricomycetes; Agaricales; Schizophyllaceae
Exons: 4
Coding region: 1-1293 (430 amino acids)
Source: RefSeq, a predicted model, not a curated record
AUGCUCUGUGGGUGGCUGAACAACGGGAACACCUUGAAGACGCCUAGCGAGCUCAACACCCUCGUCCACGAGGUCCUCCGGCACCCGCAUUUCCGCUUCGAGGACUUGAAGGGCUUCGAUGCGCAGAUCGCUAACAGACGUGCCGAUGAGGCUGAUAAGCAGGCGGGAACCCCGUUCGGGACUGGCUUCAGAGAGAGGGCUGUAACGAUUGAUGUGCCGUCGGGCGACAAGACAGUUCCUCCAGAGCGUAUAGAGGUCCCGGGCUUACACUACCGUCGCAUCAUGGACGUCCUCCGGGAGGCAUUGCAGGACCCCGUUCUAUCACCCAAGUACCAUCUCUUCCCCUUCCGACUCUUCCGCCGAGCUGGCGAUAGCAACGAAGCGAGUCGCAUCUAUUCCGAGAUCUACAACUCGGAUGCCAUGCUCGAGGCGCACGAGGAUGUCCAGUCUGCUCAUCUGCCACCAGAGGAGCAGGAGUGCAAGCGACCACGCAUAGUCUCUGCACUGAUGGCUUGGUCAGACUCUACGCACCUGGCGAACUUCGGCAAUGCGCACGUUUGGCCCAUAUACCUCAUGCUCGGCAACCUCUCGAAAUACAUACGGUGUCAGCCUACAUCUGGCGCUUGUCUCCAUCUUGCGUACAUUCCAUCUCUCUCUGCCGAAACAAAGCGGAAGAUCGCAGCUUUCCAUGCGAAAUGGGAUACUCAGCAGAAGCAGAUACUUACUCACUGCAAGCGCGAACUCAUGCAGGCUGUGUGGGCGAUUCUACUUGAGGACGACGAGUUCCUCAAGGCGUAUCGCUAUGGAUUUGUCAUGGAGAUCAACGGGACAGAGUACCGAGUGUAUCCCCGUCUGUUCACUUAUUCUGCCGACUAUCCUGAAAAGGUUCUGCUCGCCACCAUCCGGGACAAGGGAAUUUGUGUCUGUCCACGAUGUCUGAUGCCGCGCGACAAACUCGAGUGUAUGGGUAUGGUCAGCGACAUGAAAUACCGCCUGACGCACGCACGGACCUAUCUCAAGUGGGCGGUCGAGCGCGCGCGGAAUCUGAUCUACAACAUGGCCACACCUAUCACGGGACCUGCGGUAGAGCGCCUUCUGAAGGCUACGUCGUCUGUGCCAACCAAGAAUGCGUUCAAAAUUGACGAGCUCGACAACAUCGAUGUCUCGCGCUUCUUAGUCGUGGACUUCAUGCACGAGUUUGAGCUGGGUGUAUGGAAGGCCUUCUUCACGCACUCCAUCCGCCUUCUCUACGCGAUCGAUUCCGCGCUUGUGAAGGAGCUCAACAAGCGGUAA